Messenger RNA from Parnassius apollo (apollo), 1860 nucleotides. The record is from the annotation of a GenBank genome assembly. Lineage: Eukaryota; Metazoa; Arthropoda; Insecta; Lepidoptera; Papilionidae.
AUGUCGAGGAUUUUUUUGAAGGAUAAGGAUAUUGAAGGAUUUUUAGAAGAAACGUUUGAUAUUCCGGAUGAUAGUAACUCGGAAGACGACUUAGAAUCGGAAGGAGAACCAGAGUUGAAUUUAGAAACUUUGCAAAAUCUUUUAGAAGAUGAUUCCCAAAGCCAAGAAAAUCAAAAUAUGCCUGAUACGAGUUCGAAUGUCUCUAUUGAGAGUUUUCAUAAUUCACAGAGAGAUGAAUCUGAAGCUGAGAUUAGUAUACUUGAAGAGUUAGAAGAAGAUUCAGAUGAAUCUGAACCAGAAGAAGAUGGAAAUUGGUGUAAAAGUUUAUGGAUCAGUCGACCGGAACCAGAAGAAUUUGACCGUGUCAAAACAGUGCCUGUGUAUUUAUUGAACAGCAGAGCUCGUCCUUUGGCACACUUUGAAAAAUUUUUCAAUGAAAACGUGUAUGAUCUUAUUGUUGCACAGACAAAUCUCUACGCUGAACAAAAGAAAUUACUGCAUUGGGAGCCGGUAACUAAACCCGAAAUUAAAGCAUUUCUUGGCAUUUUGAUUAUCAUGGGGUAUAUUAUUUUACCUCACAUAGAUUUAUAUUGGUCUCGUGAUCCAGGGUUUAGAAUCGAUGAAGUGGCCAAUGUCAUGCCAAUAAAACGAUUCAAAAAAAUACUGCAAGCGCUACAUCUUAACGACAAUUCCCUAGAACCUAAAAAAGGAACCCCGGGCCAUGAUAAACUGUACAAGUUGCGUCCACUAAUUACCAUGCUCAAUAAUUCAUUUCUAGAAAACGCGAAGAAUUCUUCGUCGCAAAGUAUUGACGAAAGUAUGGUAAAAUUCAAAGGGAGAUCUUCUUUGAAACAAUACAUGCCACUCAAACCAAUAAAACGUGGUUACAAAGUUUGGUGCCGUAAUGAUAGUCAAACCGGAUAUUUAUACGAGUUUGAGAUAUACACGGGCAAGACAGCAGAGGGGGUAGAAAAAGGCUUAGGCGCUGACGUGGUAAAAAGAUUGACAAGCAAACUAAUGCAAGAAGAAUUUAUCAAACAUGUCGCAUUUGAUAAUUAUUUUUCAGACACUUCUCUGCUCCAGUAUUUACAUGAAAACGGUUUAUUUUGUACCGCAACAGUCCGGCGAAACAGAGUUGAAUUGCCUGCAAUAAUAAAAGAAAAGAAGAAGUUGAAAUUACAGAAAGGCCAAUUCAAAUGGAGAACUAAUAAGGACGUUGCUUUCUUAGUUUGGCAGGACACAAAAGAAGUGUUAGUAUUGAGCACAGCAUUUCACCCUAAAAUAGGAACGACUGCAGUUAGCAGAACUCAAAAAGAUAGCACCACUUUAUCAGUCAAAUGUCCAAGAGCAAUAAAAGAAUAUACUCAGAGAAUGGGUGGUGUAGACCGAUUCGAUCGAAUGAAAGCCUCAUACUCUGUCGGUAGAAGGAGCAAACGCUGGUGGCUCCGGAUUUUUUACUUUUUGUUAGAUGCAGCUAUCACAAAUGCUUUCGUGCUUUACUCUGUUUCAAUUUCUUCGAGGGCAAGAAAACAAGUAACUAAUCUGGAGUUCCGAGUGGCACUGGCGCGAGGGCUCAUUGGAGCGCACAGUAGAAAAAGGCGAAGAUUUCUUCCAAAUUACGUCACUAAGAAAACUAGAGUACUGGGCUCUGAAAAUUAUCAAAAGGCUAUCAAUAAAAUGGCACCUGAAAUAAGAUUUCAAAAUGAUGGUCUGCAUAUGCCUUUAGCCAUUGAUUCAUAUAAAGGCUGUAAAUACUGCAGCACAAAGGAGCACGAUAAACGAAGUAAAAUUAUCUGCGAAAAAUGCACAGUUCCAUUAUGUAUUGUCCCUUGUUUCCGUCAAUAUCAUGUUAAUAAUUAA